Dictyostelium purpureum is the source of this 477-nucleotide messenger RNA. RefSeq lists its product as uncharacterized. The record is from RefSeq and is a predicted model, not a curated record. The transcript has 3 exons. Lineage: Eukaryota; Evosea; Eumycetozoa; Dictyosteliales; Dictyosteliaceae. The coding region runs from base 1 to 477 and encodes 158 amino acids.
AUGAAUAAUAAAGAUGAUUUUGAAUCACCAGAAUCAUCAGAUCGUGAAUAUUCAAGCAAAAUCCAUAAACCAGAAAUAAAUGAAAAGGAUAAAACAAUUAAAAAGUUACAAGAAGAAGAGUUACAAAACAAAGUGAAAGAACUAGAAAAAAAUAUAUCAGAACCCAAAGAAAAACCUUCUUUUGAAGAUUAUUUUUAUCACAAGUACGAAUUAGAUCAUGAAAUUGUCAAGAAAGCAAAUGAUCUUCAUGGAGUAAAUGUAAAAAUAGUUCGUCACUUAAUAAAUUACAGAUAUGGUGUAGCACUUUGUUUUGAAGGGAAUAUUGUCGAUAUUGGUUAUUCAAUGGACAAAGCACUGACCUUGGGUCCUCAUCUUGCAUACGGUGAACAUGAAGAGUUGAUGAAAACUAUGGAACCCCAUAUUAAAAAAUGGAAACCAGAACCAACUAAUGACGAAGGAAUGAAUAAAAGAUUUUAA